AUGGAUAGUAAGACGGCUGGGUUGGCUCCUGGUGGUAGCGGGACUUCCAAACUUAGCAACGCUGCCAUAAUCGUCGCUGGUGUCGCAUCUCUGGUAGCGACCGUGCUAGCUUGCUUCUCGAUAUGGCUUCAACUUAAAAACUACCGCAAACCCCUCCUCCAACGAUAUGUCGUUCGAAUUCUUCUCAUGGUCCCAAUAUAUGCCAUAUCAUCAUGGGUUUCCCUUAUUUCACUGACAGCUGCAUUCUUUGUCGAUCCGAUUCGCGAUGUUUACGAGGCCUUCACAAUUUAUACCUUUUUCCAGCUCCUUAUCAACUUUCUCGGUGGCGAGCGCUCACUCAUAAUCAUGAUGCACGGCCGGGCGCCGAAAGAUCAUGUGUGGCCUAUGAACUAUAUACUACCUAAGGUUGAUAUUAGUGACCCGCAUACAUUUUUAGCUAUCAAGAGGGGGAUUUUACAAUAUGCAUGGAUGAAGCCGGUACUGGCUAUAGCUGCCAUUAUAAUGAAGGCCACCGGAACUUAUCAAGAAGGUUAUGUAGGGUUGAAAAGCGGAUAUUUCUGGAGUGGGAUCAUAUAUAACAUAUCCGUCACUUUAAGUCUUUACUCCUUGGGCAUGUUUUGGGUGUGCAUGACGCAUGAUCUUCAGCCUUUCAGGCCGGUUCCUAAGUUUCUCUGUGUUAAACUCAUCAUCUUUGCUUCGUAUUGGCAAGGGUUCUUUCUCUCUAUCUUAGUUUGGCUGGGUGUGAUCCAUGAUGUUGGUUAUUAUACCCCGGACAAUAUCGCACGUGCAAUCCAAGAUGUCCUUAUUUGCUUUGAGCUUCCUGGAUUUGCCAUAGCACAUUGGUAUGCUUUUUCAUGGAAGGAUUAUGCAGACCGCUCUAUUUCAGCCGCCAGACUACCUGUUUAUUAUGCAUUCCGCGAUGCCUUCGGUAUUCGUGAUCUUAUCGAAGACACAAAGCAGACAUUUGCUGGCAAAGGCUACGAAUAUCGAUUAUUCGACCCUAGUGAUAAUGUCAUUGCGCACCCAGAAUCUGGUGCCAGAGUCGCAAGAAUGAUGGACGGGUUGAGAUACGAAAGAGGGGGCAAGGGCAAAUACUGGAUCCCCAAACCAACUUCCAGGACUGGGCUGUUAAAUAGUCCUGGUCCAAGUGGGAGAGAAAGUCCAAUGAGUCCUGGAGAAGCAGAACGGGGGCCGAAUAGGUGGAGAGGCGCUGAUUAUGGGGCAAUGGAAGAGGUUGAAAUUGAUGAGGAUGAUGAGAAACUUUACAGCCACGCGAGGGCAUUGGAAUAUGGAGAUUAUAAUUAUCCUGUUAUCACCGCGCAUGAGCCCUGGAAAAACCACCGUUGCAGUCAUAACGGGCCGACAAUGCCCACAACUGCGACUAACCAAGCCCUCCUCCGCCCCAAGCUGACUAAAAAGACCAAGUCCGCUAUCAAAGGCAAGGGCAAAGCUAAGGAGAACGAGGAGGAUAAAAAGCCACUCUUGCACCGCAACAAGUCCUCAUCUUCAUCAGCUGUCUCAUCCCGCAGUGACCUUGUCGACCUUGUCGUUGAAGACACUGAAGCAGAAGAAAUUGAACGUGUCCGCGCACGCAAAGAGGGUGGCCCUGGAUGGAACGAGGCUGAGACGAAGAGAUUCGUUAGGACGUAUCCUGAUGAGCAUUACGGUGAAGAAACACGACAAGGCUUUGAUCCUUCAGCAGAUACGAGCAUGGCUGGGAUCGCGAAGGGCGAAGAAUCCGAACGAGGCAGAAUAACUCCAGAGAGACACGCUAGUGUCGAUGGUCAAUUUGAAGUAGGGGACGAUGAAACCGAGACAGAAGAUGAAGGUAGAAAUGGCGGAGUGCACAUGAACGGCGACUCAGGAGUUUGGGAAGAUGCACAUGGGCGGAGCGGAACAACCGAGCGUGAAACCAGCUACGGGAGCUUGAACGAGGAAAGAAAUAUUUGGGGAAGACCAGAGUAA
Molecule: messenger RNA, 1965 nt
Organism: Morchella importuna
Lineage: Eukaryota; Fungi; Ascomycota; Pezizomycetes; Pezizales; Morchellaceae
Exons: 6
Coding region: 1-1965 (654 amino acids)
Biological process (GO): transport
Molecular function (GO): transporter activity
Source: RefSeq, a predicted model, not a curated record